Messenger RNA from Purpureocillium takamizusanense, 930 nucleotides. It is a transcript of the gene RPS9B, whose product is annotated as ribosomal 40S subunit protein S9B. The transcript has 5 exons. The coding region runs from base 1 to 705 and encodes 234 amino acids. The record is from RefSeq and is a predicted model, not a curated record. Lineage: Eukaryota; Fungi; Ascomycota; Sordariomycetes; Hypocreales; Ophiocordycipitaceae. Gene Ontology annotation, biological process: translation; positive regulation of translational fidelity. Gene Ontology annotation, molecular function: structural constituent of ribosome; rRNA binding. Gene Ontology annotation, cellular component: cytosolic small ribosomal subunit.
AUGUGGAUGGGUUCGCCUUGCCCGUCGCACGUGAUCCGAGCCUCGAAAAUUCCCCCCCACAACCUCGAACAUUUUCUGGACUUGCGUGCCACAGUCCAACUCCCGCCAACACCACAGGAGCAAGUCAAGAUGCCUCCCCGCGCGUAUUCGAAGACCUCCCGUGUCCCCCGCAGACCCUUCGAGGCUGCCCGACUUGACUCCGAGCUGAAGCUCGUUGGCGAGUAUGGCCUGCGCAACAAGCGUGAGGUCUGGCGAGUCGGUCUGACUCUGUCCAAGAUCCGUCGUGCUGCCCGUCAGCUCCUCACCCUCGACGAGAAGGACCCCAAGCGCCUCUUCGAGGGCAAUGCCCUCAUUCGCCGUCUCGUCCGCGUCGGUGUCCUCGACGAGUCGCGCAUGAAGCUCGAUUACGUCCUGGCCCUCAAGAUUGAGGAUUUCCUGGAGCGUCGCCUGCAGACCUGCGUCUACAAGCUCGGUCUUGCCAAGUCGAUCCACCACGCUCGUGUUCUGAUCCGCCAGCGCCACAUCCGCGUCGGCAAGCAGAUCGUCAACGUUCCCUCUUUCAUCGUCCGUCUUGACUCCCAGAAGCACAUCGAUUUCGCCCUGAACUCGCCCUUCGGCAGCGGCCGCCCCGGUCGCGUCCGCAGAAAGAAGGCCAAGGCUGCUGAGGGUGCUGGUGAGGGUGAGGAGGAGGAGGAUGACGAGUAAACUCAUCGGCUAUGUCACCAUGGUUUUCCCAUGUAUCUUGGGCACGUGGUUCCGGGCUACCACCUACGGGAAGGGAUCUCUAGUCAUAGCUUGCGGCGUUGGCCAGUGGUUAAAAAUGGAAUGAUUUCACGGUCAACUCCACGUGCGUUGGACCCUGCCAUACUCGAAGACCCUUCUAUGAUGUAUAUGUAUGUCACUGAAUGAAUGUCACGGCGAAUUGGUCCU